Macadamia integrifolia is the source of this 315-nucleotide messenger RNA. RefSeq names its product putative lipid-transfer protein DIR1. The coding region runs from base 1 to 315 and encodes 104 amino acids. Gene Ontology annotation, biological process: systemic acquired resistance. Gene Ontology annotation, molecular function: fatty acid binding. Lineage: Eukaryota; Viridiplantae; Streptophyta; Magnoliopsida; Proteales; Proteaceae. The record is from RefSeq and is a predicted model, not a curated record. The transcript has a single exon.
AUGGAGGCAUUUCGAAAGCUGGUGGUUGUGGUUUCGGUGAUGGCUGUAGUCCUUGGCAAUGAGGUGAUGGUGUCACAAGCACAGACGAUUCUAUGCAACCUAACUGGAGCUGAUAUUUCAAGCUGCAAGCCAUUUGUGACUCCGGGGAACACCGCACAGCCUUCGGAUCUGUGCUGCGCUGCGCUUUCUCAUGCUGACUUCAAAUGCCUUUGCUCCUUCAAGAAUUCCAAGUGGCUAAGUACCUUUGGAAUAGAUCCCAACUUUGCAAUGCAGCUCCCUGCAAAGUGCAAACUCUCUCAAGUUGUUCAAUGUUAA